AGGUGCCGCGUGCGGAGGGGCGGGCGGCGGGCUCGCGCACGGGCGGGCGUACGCGGGGUGCGCGAGCGCUGCGUCUGGCGCCGGUCGGGGUCUCCGCUCGCGGUGGUCGCGCUCUGGCCGGCGUUUCCCGUUCGUCCCCGUGCGCGACCGCAGUUUCGGCCUUUGGCCCGACCCGCCCGCACCAUGGCUUCGGCUUUGGAGGAGCUGCAGAAAGACCUAGAAGAAGUAAAGACAUUACUGGAAAAGUCUACUAGGAAAAGAGUACGCGAUGCUCUUACAACUGAAAAGUCUAAGAUUGAGACAGAAAUAAAGAACAAGAUGCAACAGAAAUCACAGAAAAAACAAGUUGACAAUGAAAAGCCAGCUGCUGUUGUUGCUCCUAUUACAACUGGAUAUACAGUGAAAAUCAGUAAUUACGGAUGGGAUCAGUCAGAUAAGUUUGUGAAAAUCUACAUUACCUUAACUGGAGUUCACCAGGUUCCCAAUGAAAAUGUGCAGGUGCAUUUCACGGACAGGUCAUUUGAUCUUUUGGUAAAGAAUCUAAACGGGAAGAAUUACUCCAUGAUAGUGAACAAUCUCUUGAAGCCCAUCUCUGUAGAAGGCAGUUCAAGAAAAGUCAAGACGGAUACGGUUCUUAUUUUAUGUAAAAAGAAAGCAGAAAAUGUACGAUGGGAUUACUUGACUCAAGUUGAAAAGGAGUGCAAAGAGAAGGAGAAGCCUUCUUAUGACACCGAAGCAGAUCCCAGUGAGGGAUUAAUGAAUGUCCUAAAGAAAAUUUAUGAAGAUGGAGACGAUGACAUGAAGCGCACCAUUAAUAAAGCCUGGGUGGAAUCAAGAGAGAAGCAAGCCAAAGGAGACCCAGAAUUCUGAGACUUUUAAAUCCUUUUGGAACUGUGUUGAGGGAAUACUAAUAUUUCCAAUAAAGGAAUAUUGGCACCUACAGAUUGGCCAGAUAAUAUUUACACAGCGUUAAAGGCAGUGAAUUCUCCAUUUCUUACUGGAGAAUUUAAAUAAAAUAAGCUUAUUAAACACUU
Messenger RNA from Perognathus longimembris pacificus (Pacific pocket mouse), 1034 nucleotides. It is a transcript of the gene Cacybp, whose product is annotated as calcyclin binding protein. Lineage: Eukaryota; Metazoa; Chordata; Mammalia; Rodentia; Heteromyidae. The record is from RefSeq and is a predicted model, not a curated record. Gene Ontology annotation, biological process: heart development. The transcript has 6 exons. Gene Ontology annotation, cellular component: nucleus. The coding region runs from base 184 to 870 and encodes 228 amino acids. Gene Ontology annotation, molecular function: S100 protein binding; ubiquitin protein ligase binding; tubulin binding.